Messenger RNA from Sinocyclocheilus grahami, 2594 nucleotides. RefSeq names its product metastasis-associated protein MTA1-like. The annotation marks the transcript as partial. The transcript is spliced from 14 exons. The record is from RefSeq and is a predicted model, not a curated record. Gene Ontology annotation, cellular component: NuRD complex; nucleoplasm. Gene Ontology annotation, molecular function: transcription coactivator activity; chromatin binding; sequence-specific DNA binding. Gene Ontology annotation, biological process: double-strand break repair; negative regulation of transcription by RNA polymerase II; response to ionizing radiation. Lineage: Eukaryota; Metazoa; Chordata; Actinopteri; Cypriniformes; Cyprinidae.
CUGAAAAAUCUCAAAGCUACAGCUUUCUAUCUUUUUUCUUACAGUGUUCACACUUUUAAGCCUUUAGCAUCCUCUAACAUCACACUGCACCCCCCCUGUCUGCCCUCCUCAUCUUCUAUCCAUCACGAGACCCUCUCAAAUCAGCCAGGAAGUGCAGAGACGGCGAAUGGGAACGUGGAGGCCAAAGUGGUGUGUUUCUACCGACGCAGAGACAUCUCUACAACACUCAUUGCCCUUGCUGAUAAACAUGCACGAGAAAUGGAAGAGGAGAUGGAGAACCCUGAAAUAGUGGAUCUCCCAGAGAAACAGAAGCAUCAGCUGAGACACAGAGAGCUUUUCCUCUCUAGACAGCUGGAGUCUCUGCCUGCGACACACAUCAGGGGGAAAUGCUGUGUUACACUUCUGAAUGAGACUGAAGCCCUCACGUCCUAUUUAGACAGAGAGGAUGCUUUUUUCUACUCGCUGGUAUAUGACCCUCAGCAGAAGACUCUGCUGGCUGAUAAGGGAGAGAUCAGAGUGGGAAAUAAGUACCAGGCUGACAUCACUGACCUCCUCAAAGAGGGUAAGACGUCUCUUCGUCUUAUUGAGUUAGACAUGGUCAAAGCUCUGAGCUCUUCAGAUGAGACCAUUAACCCACCACAUAUUACGGCUAUUUUGUUGAUGAUUUUAGUGAAGUAUUCAGCUUUUAUUUUUCUAUUCCAGCUUCCUUGGAAGUCUCUGACCAGCAUCAUUGAGUAUUACUACAUGUGGAAGACCACAGACAGAUACGUUCAGCAGAAACGAUUAAAAGCAGCCGAGGCUGAGAGCAAGUUAAAGCAGGUUUACAUCCCAAACUAUAACAAGCCCAGCCCUAACCAGUUGAGCGUGAACAGUGUGAAGCCAGGGCUUGUGAAUGGAGCAGGGGCUCUUCCGGGAUCACCAGGCCAGCCGGUCGGAUUGGGCAGAGCAUGCGAGAGCUGUUUCACCACUAGCUCGUAUCAGUGGUACUCAUGGGGGCCGCCCAACAUGCAGUGCCGACUGUGUGCCUCCUGCUGGACUUACUGGAAAAAGUAUGGAGGUCUGAAGAUGCCAACCAGACUGGAUGGAGAGAGGCCCGGACCCAACCGCAACAGCAUGAGUCCUCACGGUCUGCCCAUGAGACACGGCGGAAGCCCAAAGUUUGCCGUUAAGACCAGACAGGCUUUCUACCUGCACACGUCUCAGCUGACAAAAGCUACUCGACGCGUCUGCCAGGACCUGUUGAGAUCCAGAUAUUUGGCCAGACACCCGUACAUACCUGUCAACACUACCGCUAUCAAAGCAGAGUGUGCCAUCAGGUUGCCAGAUAUGUCCAAAAAGCCUCCAUCUCUAAAGCAGACAGUAAGGAAGCCUUUAGAGUCAGUGGUUAGAUAUCUGGAGGCCCACCCCUGCCCACCCAAAUCAGAUCCUCCACGAGGAGCCACCAUUUCCAUGGGCAGCCUGACGCCCAUCAAAUCCACGCCCAUCCUCAACAACGGCUCCCCCACCAUCCUGGGCAAACGCACCUACGAGCAGCACAACGGUUUGGAUGGGUCCAAACCCAAAAUUCUGGCUCCUCAGUGGGAAAUAAUGGCCAAGAGGGUGUCUGAAGCAGGUCGAACUCCCUCUGGCCUGCAGGAUGAGGUUCACGAGCUGGACUGACCUCUGCUUUAACAACUGACUGCUACACUCUGACCAGAUGAGCAGGUGAAUCGAGAUUUUUUCAGCUCUCAGCGACUGAUGGACCUAAGAACGGAUCUGCGGUCAGAAAGCCCUGUCCAGGCGGCCCAUUUUUACAGCUGAAGCCAUUGAAAAGACUGCAAAGCUCUGACAUUUCCAUGGGUUAAAACAGCCUGAAGCGCUCUGUUUUUUUUGCAGCCUGUGGCCAAUCGCAGGACUGACCUGAUUGUAUAGGACUGAUUAUUAUUAUUAUUUACCAUUGGCUGUUACUUCUGUCAUUGUAAUUAUAAUUAUUAUAAUUAUUACAAUUAUUAUUACUGUUCUUUUUAUCAAGUAUAACCAUUUUCUUUCUAAUGACUUGAGAAAAUGUAAGAAUCUUGAACGUUUCUUGAAACAACGUCCUUCCAAACCAUAAUGUAAAGGUGGGACAAACUGUCAUUUUUGUCUCUUGCGUUGUUUUGUAACAUGUCUGCUCUGAGCCGAUGUGAAGGACUAUAUGACUUCUGUUUCUCUUCAUUUGGAUGCUUGUAUUCUCCGGUUCUGUUAGCCCGUCCUGCCACAGUGGUUUAAAUUAUUCAGAAAGACAACGGAACGUUCUUUUUCUACCUUUUUCACGAGUAUUGCAACUGCUCCUAUGUAAUUUCUCUUUUGUGAAUAUGUAAAUGAAAACAGGAGGGAGGUGUUAUUGUACAGUGGCGCAUUUUGGGCCUUUGGUGGUUAUCAAAGCUUGUUGUAAUGGAUUUGCCAUGCACAGCGUAUUCUUUGAAAUAUCUUUUUGUAAGGAAACCUCCCUAGCUCUCUCUUGCAUAUACAGAGAGGUGAUGGGAACUCUGAAAAGGUACAACCCCGUUAAUACAAUGAUGCACCUUCUUAAGAAUGAGCUUGUAUGAAAGUGUGGUUUUUGAGUUAUUCCUCAC